AUCCCGUCCGAGGUGGCAGUGGCACCCCUCCCCUCGCCCUUUUUCUCCCCCCCUUCUCGUCCUAGCACACACACGCCUCCUCUACUUUUCCUCUCCUCUCCUCUCCCCUCCCUGGAAGAAGAAGAAGACCAAGAACAACAACAAAGAUUAGGAGCUGGUGGUGAACUCGCCUCUGUUCCACGCAGCGAGAUUUGGCUCCGCCGGUGCUUCGAUUUUUCAAGGAUCUCGGGAGACAUGGCCCGUUUUCAGGAAACCAAGCCGGAUCUGUCGAAUUCCGGCAGCGACACGCGGAUGAUGGGCGAGGCCCGCCUCCCCAAGGCGCGGAAGCCCUACAUGAUCACCAAACAGCGGGAGAAAUGGACCGAGGAGGAGCACCGGCUCUUCCUGGAAGCCAUGCAGCUCCAUGGCCGCGCAUGGCGCCGGAUUCAAGAGCACAUAGGCACCAAGACGGCCGUGCAGAUCAGGAGCCACGCGCAGAAGUUCUUCUCCAAGGUCACCCGGGACUCGUCCGGGGACAGCGGCGGCAACAGCAGCUCCGGCGCCGCCGGGCCGCCGAUCCAGAUCCCGCCGCCGCGGCCCAAGAGGAAGUCGGUGCACCCGUACCCGUGCAACCUGAGGAGCGCGCAGCCGGGGAAGCACGCCCACGCGCUGCUGCGGGUCGACAGGCCUCGGCUGUCCAUGUGUGAGCAGGGGAAUGGCUCGCCGACAUCCGUGGUGACCACCUCGCGGAUAGCCCUCGGCUCCGAGAGCUUCGACAGCGACACGUCCACCAUCGACAUUGAAGAGCCAUGCCCCACGCCCAGCACGGGGACAGCUGAUGUCGCUGUGCAAGCGCCACCAACCGACGAUGAUGCUAAGAGAUCCAAAGACAGCGGUAGCAAUUCGGAAGAAGUGGUGUGUGACAACACGUCCGAUGCUCCGGUCCUGAAGCUGUUUGGGAAGACGGUUGUCGUGAACCCUGGUACAUGCAACCUGCAAACUGCAUCAGAUAUGGAACUGGAUACUUCGGCCGAGACACCCACCAGUGCACCAGAAGCAAAAACAUGGAGCCCAUGGCUGGCAAACUCGCAGCAGUUCAUGUACUAUGUUCCUCAGGGGGCAGUCUUCUUCAGCUACAACAAUGGAAGUGCACCGUACCCCAUGCCGUCGAGCCCCAAGGCAGAUCAACAGCACGAGCAACAGGCUUCUGAAGCCGCCGCCGAGCUUAGGCGGAGGGAAGCGUCGUCGAACACGGCCUCCAGCAGUGUGGCUGAAACAACAGCCCGCAAUUCUGCAGAAUCAUGCACUGGAGCGGUCGGCGGUGACGACGAGAUGUCGCAUGCUGCAGGUUUGAGAAAACCUGUGAGCCCGGCUUUCGUCCAGCAGCGAGGCUUCAUGCCAUACAAGAGGUGUGCAGCUGAGACCAGGGCGCUACUGCCCCAGGCUCCCAGGGAGGAGGCGGAUAGAGAGAUGACAAGGCUGUGCUUGUAACUCUGAAGGCCUCUUGAAGUACAGAGUGUUCAUCGGGCGUCUGUAAUCUCUCCCCAUUGGCGGAGGUUCAGAGGUCAAUAGUGACAUAUAUAUAUAUUUUUGGCCUAGUUGUAGUAGGAUCGAUCGACCUGAUGUAAAUUAUCGUAUAGCUCUCAUCAAUCGCCAUGGCAGGAGAAUGCUGCAAGGCUUUCUCAGUUGUAUGUUUUUGACAGAUGAACUAAACACGGACGCCCUACUUGCAAAA
Molecule: messenger RNA, 1714 nt
Organism: Hordeum vulgare subsp. vulgare (domesticated barley)
Lineage: Eukaryota; Viridiplantae; Streptophyta; Magnoliopsida; Poales; Poaceae
Product: protein REVEILLE 1-like
Exons: 4
Coding region: 235-1470 (411 amino acids)
Molecular function (GO): DNA binding
Source: RefSeq, a predicted model, not a curated record